Messenger RNA from Acanthosepion pharaonis, 1032 nucleotides. The record is from the annotation of a GenBank genome assembly. Lineage: Eukaryota; Metazoa; Mollusca; Cephalopoda; Sepiida; Sepiidae.
AUGCACACAAAUCUAUCUAUCUAUCUAUCUAUCUAUCUAUCUCACUGGUUUAUUCACAUCUAUCUAUCUACUUCGUCAAUUCAUAUCUAUCUAUCUAUCUAUCUAUCUAUCUAUAUUUCAUAUCUAUAUAUCAAAACUUUUCCUUUUUUUAUCUAUCUAUCUAUCUAUCUAUCUAUCUAUCUAUCUAUCUAUCUUUCUUUGUGGGUUAUCUAUCUAUCUAUCUAUCUAUCUAUCUAUCUAUCUAUCUAUCUAAAUUUCAUUCUUUCUUAUUCUUUCUUUCUUUCUUUCUUAUUCUUUCUUUCUUUCUUUCUUUCUUUCUUAUUCUCUCUUUCUUUCUUAUUCUUUCUUUCUUUCUUUCUUAUUCUCUCUUUCUUUCUUUCUUUCUUUCUUAUUCUCUCUUUCUUUCUUAUUCUUUCUUUCUUUCUUUCUUAUUCUCUCUUUCUUUCUUCUUAUUCUCUUUCUUUCUUAUUCUUUCUUUCUUUCUUUCUUAUUCUCUCUUUCUUUCUUCUUAUUCUCUCUUUCUUUCUUAUUCUUUCUUUCUUUCUUUCUUAUUCUUUCUUUCUUUCUUUCUUAUUCUCUCUCUCUUUCUUAUUCUUUCUUUCUUUCUUAUUCUUUCUUUCUUAUUCUUUGUUUCUUUCUUAUUCUCUCUUUCUUUCUUAUUCUUUCUUUCUUUCUUUCUUUCUUAUUCUCUCUUUCUUUCUUUCUUUCUUCUUAUACUAUCCUUUAGUUGCUUUUUCUUUCCUUUUCUUUGAUUUCUUUCUUCAUAUCACUUUCUUUUACUACUUUUCUUCUGUUUUUCUUUUUCGUUCUUUCUUUCUUUCUUGUUUUCUUUCUUUAUUCUUCUUAAUCUUUCUUUCUUUCAGUCUUUCUUUUUUUUCAACAUGUAUGUCUCUCAAAUUAUUUAUUUUUCCUCUUCUAAAAUAUUUUCCUCCCCUUUCCGCUGCUUUCUUCAUUUCUUUAUUUAUUCCUUGUUCCGAAUGUUUUCUUUCAGUUUCCCAUUUACCCUUCACUUUCUUUCUUUUUACUUUCUAG